Molecule: messenger RNA, 2833 nt
Organism: Nymphaea colorata (pocket water lily)
Lineage: Eukaryota; Viridiplantae; Streptophyta; Magnoliopsida; Nymphaeales; Nymphaeaceae
Product: plant intracellular Ras-group-related LRR protein 4-like
Exons: 4
Coding region: 348-2048 (566 amino acids)
Molecular function (GO): protein binding
Source: RefSeq, a predicted model, not a curated record
AGAAAAAAAAAAAAAAACCUGUUUCCCUCUCUCUCUCUCUCUCUCUCUCUUCUGCAACUCCCUGUCGUAAUCAUCGUCAUCGCCUUCAUCACGAUUUCCACUGUUUCUUUCCCCUCUACCUCAACGGCCGAGAGAAGAGGAAAAGGAGGCGCCAAAACCCCAACAAAAAAGCAUCAAGAGGCUCUUAAAUCUCUUCCGCCUCCCACAGGAAUCGUGCAUUCUCUCUUUCUCUCCCUUGGAUUACAGAGCAGAAAGUGAAGAUACCAUUUUGCUGGCGUCUCCAGAAUGAGCUAGAAUCCCUGAGGGGGCGGGGUGGGAGUUUGUUUUUCUUUUUUGGUGGGUGAGAGAUGGGUUCGUUUCUGGAGUCGACUGAUGGUGUGGUGGAGGAGAUCAUGAGAAUUCACCGGUCGCUGCCGGUGAGGCCCGGCUUGGACGAGGUGGAGGCCGCCAUGGCCGUUGUUCGGAACGUGGAUAAGGAGGAGCAGAUGAGGCUUGAGGCCAUCUCCAAGCAGAGGAAGGGGCAAGAGGUCCCCGAAGAACUCUUCUUCGUGCUGCAGGAGAUGCAGAGGAACCUCGUGUUCCUGCAGAGCAAGCAGCAGAAGAGGGAAGCCCUCGCGGUUCUCGAUCUCGAGAGAUCUCACAUCCUCUUCGACGACCUGGUCCAGCGGGCUUCCAGAUGCCUGCCCAAUUCCGCUGACCGUGGUGGCGGUGGCAGUACCGGUGCCUCAUCCACUCAAGCCGUGAGUCCGCUGGACGUUGUCGCCAUGGGCGUUGCUUCGUCAUCGUCAUCUUCGUCGAUUCCUUCGGUCCGGACCAACAAUAUCUCUUCAGGCAAGACAUCGAUCUCCGGGCGGUCGGAGCUGCUGUUUCAGACGAGGGACGACAGCUUCGUCAAAACGGCGAAGAGCUCCCCGUUCGUCGAUGGGAUUGUCUCCGUUGAAGCUCCAACGCUACGGAAUUCGGCACUCACGAUACAGCCGCCUUCUAGUGAUGGUGGCGAGAAGUUGAGCCUGAUAAAACUUGCAAGCUUAAUUGAGGUUUCUUCAAAGAAAGGCACCAAGGACCUUGAUCUUCAAGGCAAAUUGAAUGACGUGAUUGAUUGGCUGCCUGACUCCUUGGGGAAGCUCUCAACCUUGUUGACUCUAAAUUUGUCCGAGAAUAGGAUUAUUGCACUUCCGACCACGAUUGGGGGAUUAUCUUCCUUAACCAAGUUAGAUCUCCACUCAAACAGGAUUGCUAGUCUUCCAGAAUCCAUAGGUGACCUGCUUAGUCUAGUGGACCUGGAUUUGCAUGGAAAUCAGUUAUCUACAUUACCGCCUUCAAUUGGGAAGUUAUCAUGCCUGGUGAACCUUGAUCUUAGCUCUAACCAGUUGACGUUCUUACCUGAUACAAUAGGAAAGCUUAUUCGCUUGAAAAAAUUGAGCAUUGAAACCAAUGAGAUAGAGGAGCUACCGUUUACCAUUGGUCAAUGUAGUUCGCUUGUUGAGCUUCAUGCUGAUUUCAACCAACUCAAAGCCCUGCCGGAAGCAAUUGGAAAGCUUGAGUCUUUGGAGAUCUUAACCUUGCACUAUAACAAGAUAAAAGGAUUACCAACUACUAUGGCAUCACUUUCAAAGCUGAAGGAACUUGAUGUCAGCUUCAAUGAACUUGAAUCAGUUCCUGAAAGCUUGUGCCUGUCGACCAGCAUUGUGAAGCUAAACCUUGGAAACAAUUUUGCUGAUUUACAAUAUUUGCCAAAAUCAAUUGGCAACCUUGAGAUGCUGGAAGAAUUGGAUAUCAGCAAUGACCAAAUAAGAGUUCUCCCUGACUCAUUUUCAAUGUUAUCCAAACUAAAGAUUCUUAAUGCCGAUGGAACACCGUUGGAGGUACCACCUAGGCAUGUGUGUGACAAAGGCGCUCAGGCUGUUGUGCAAUACAUGGCUGAACUUGUUACGAAUAGGGAAGCUAAAACACAAGUAGUUAAGCAGAAGAAAAGUUGGGUUCAAUUUUGUUUUUUCUCUAGGACUAACAAGAGAAAGCAUGAUGGUUUAGACUAUGAGAAAGCUUGAAUUGGAACUUAAAGGCAUUGCUGAAAUGGUGCUUCAUGUGCUGCAGAUGAACCUUAACUGUCCAUGUAUGCAUGGACAAAUGGAGCUAUUGAUAUGAGAAGAAAGUCUUAUGCCACUACGUACAUGUUAGGUUUCUGCUACCCUAUCUCAUCUCGUUAAUCUCUCUGCUUCUCUCUCUCGCUGUUUGUCUGUCUGUCUGUCUCUGUCUCUCUCUCCCUUUUCUCCUUUUAAUCUGAUCAUCAUAUUGUUUCCAUCCAGUACUUGCACUAUAUGUAUCAAUUAAUUGAGAGGGAAGUUUUGUGGUUCAAAAUUCUCUCCAUUGAAUAAGAUGCAGGCUGGUUGCUGUAUAACCACUUACCUAUAUCCUUCAGAGCUUGUUUAUAGUAUUAUGGGUUGUGUGGUUCUUCUUCCUUAAAUCAUGGUUUGGCGAGCUAUCAAGGACAUCAAAACAUUUGGUGGUUAUUAAUCAGGAUUUGAGGAAAGUGGGAGCCAUAUGGUUAGGAUGCUGACAAUCAUUCUCUAUUAUCAUGUGAUCCUUUCACAUAAGAUGAUAUAGUCUUGUAGUGGUUAAAAACACAGUCCAAUCUGUAAUGAUUCUUUUCAUUUUUUAGAUCCUGUUUCUGAAUAAAUUGUAUUGUCGAUAAGGAUUAAUUAUAUUUUAUUAAAUGUGUAAGGAUGGUUGCUGCCUCUCAUAUUUCCCUUCAGCCACUGACAUGUAUCUGUCCAUAAAUGCAAUAUGCAGAUUGUCAAUGCUAUUAAAUUCAUAUUCAGUUUGGACUCGGUCA